This is a messenger RNA of Penaeus monodon (black tiger shrimp), 2152 nucleotides long. RefSeq lists its product as uncharacterized. The record is from RefSeq and is a predicted model, not a curated record. Gene Ontology annotation, molecular function: ubiquitin protein ligase activity. Gene Ontology annotation, cellular component: membrane. Gene Ontology annotation, biological process: protein ubiquitination. Lineage: Eukaryota; Metazoa; Arthropoda; Malacostraca; Decapoda; Penaeidae.
GAAGCUGCUUGCCUACAGUCACCUCUGCCACACUGCAGAGGUAGGACAGAGAGUCGACUCCAAGCUAUUUUUGAGAAAAUAUUUUGAGAGAAAGGUUCGGACCAGUAGUAUUAAUUUGUAGAACUUCGAUCCUGUAGAAUUACAUUUUCGUUUGCUUCUUUGAAAGGUUAGUACGUGAAGACUGGGAUUUUAAUUAGUAUUAGAAACAGUAAUUUAAAAGUAGGCAUAUUUUUGUGUGUGUGUAUUUUAUAUAAAGCUGCCAUUUCCUGUUUUUUUAGCAAUGCGAACUUUAUUAUAAAAUUUCCAUUAAUUAGUAAAUACAUAGUUAACAUGGUAUAAAGUAGAUUAUGUUGUUUUUUUUAAUUACUAGGAAUGGCUGACCGCGGGCCUUGUCAUUUGCUUCGUGACUCCGAGGUUAAAGAAAAUUCCAUGGGAUAAUUCCUCUGUAUAUUAUGAAUUGGGUGCUGUUGCGUCAUUAAAAGGGCUGCCAACCUAUUUCCCUCACCAAUACUUGUUACAAAACGUUUUCGACGUCGAUUGGAACCCCUUUAACACAUACAGUUAUGCACAAAACACGAUUGAAGAACUAUGUAUGUUAGUAAAAUAAAGUAGUUCUUUAACUUUUCAUACCAAGUAAAGUAAACAACAUAUAAAGGAAUUUGUGCAGUUGGCAAGUUUGCGAAGUAGGAAACGUGUUGAUAAGAAACACCUACAGCACAGAAAACGACCGCAUGAAGGCGAAGCACCGACUAAUCUUCCAGUAAACCAUCAGCUUCUGAACUACAUUGUCAGUCGAUCUCAGGGAGACAAUAAGUGUGUUAAGACAGAUGGUUCAUGCAGCACACAAGGGAGUGGUGCAAGAAGAAAACAUUUUCCCAAGAAAAUCGGGAAGGGUAGAAAAGGGGACAAUGAUAAGAGUAACUCCCAUGCAUCCCAGAAAGAAGAUGGUGAUGAGAGUGAUCAAGGAAAAAGUAGCUGUAAGAAAAGCCUUGCAAGGGCAGUGGCUCGGAAAAAGAAAGUGAUGAUGAAGAUUUUAGAAAGAGAAUGGAUGAUGAGGACCUCAGUUCUGGCAAGGAAGACAGUGAUGACAGUGCCAGCCCACAAAGGAAAAAGAGGGACACUAGUGCCAAAAGGAGAGAGCAUGAUGGUGAAAAGGAAUGCUUCUCCAACUGAUGGCAGCAGAACUAUGAGGAAUGAUAACACAAAUUCUCCUCUUUUGCCAAAUAAUCUGGUGAACAUUGACUUUGAAAUAAGGCAGCCCCAAGUAAUACAGCCCCAGCGUCUGUGUCAGUACUGGACGAAAAAGAAGUUACAGAUUAAAUUUUGUCUUUUUGCAGUUUUAAUAGUGUUGAUCUGCAUGGGGAUAAUCCAUCUUACAUCAUAUGAGAUACUAGAUGGCAUUGGCUUCACUUCAGAGGGUGUACGCGGGAAUUCGCAUGCAUCAUCAUGGCAGUCGCAGAUCCAAAAAAGUAAUUCCGGAAAACUUAAGAAGAAUAGCCUUUUUUCAACUCUUCAAAGGGCUGCUAUAAAAGGCUUCAAUGCAGAAUGGAAAAGUUAUAUCACACUUGGGGGAUUAGUUGUAGGCAUCUCGUUAUGGCCCUUUGUGUUCUGCUGUUACAAGAGAGUAUCAAAGAAAAAUUCAGUAAAUGAGGACCAUAUACAGUUGGCUACAGAAGAGAACACUAUAGUCUAAGUAUGUGGUAUGGUGAACAAAAGAUAUAGUGAAGGGUCUACUGACUUCAAAAGGUGUUUCCUCAAACUACCUUGAAAUACCGCCAUAUUUGUGGUCUUCAGUUAGUAAAUUACCUGCUAAUUUGAAUAAUUUUAUGUAGACUGAGGUAAAAUUGGAUUUCUUCUUGAGAAAUUCAUACAUUAGGCCUUUUGCAGCGAGGUCUGGGAUACUGAUUAUUAUAGUCAUCAUUAAUACAGCAGUAGCAAUUGAGCCACUGUCAACCAUAGACUUUCAGCAACUUCGCUGGCAUUAGUGUAUUACAGAUUCAUUAGGCUUUGAGAACAGCAGCACUGCCAACUUUUCCACUAAAAUAAAUAUGUAUUGAAAGUAUACAAAUAGCUUAGUGUUGUCCAUGUUUGGUUGUGAUGAUACGUGCUUAAUAAGGUACCCUGAUAAAUUGAAAAUGUUAUUGAACACUUU